GGGGCAGUUGGAGGGGGAAACUCUGCAGAGAGGCCCACUGGCCUGGGGCUUCUUCCCCCCCCCCCCCCCCCCGGCAGCAACCUACCUGGGCUUCUUGCAGCAGAGCAGGGAGGAUGAUGCGGCUGAUGCAGAGCAGAGCAACCUUGGACAGGUGGAGGCAGCUGUGGAGCAAGUCGAUGGCCAAGUCCAGGCUCAGGGCGCUGUCUCCUUCUUAUUUUGUGACUGACCAGAAAGUAAGGUACUCUAGAAACAUCAAGACGGAAUCAACGUCGUUUGUGGAAAACCUAUUCAACGGACAGCUGGAGCCUAAAAGCCUCCUUCCUUUCCCCGCAGCUCUUUCGCCGGAGCAGGCCCAGCUCUUGCAAGCCAUGGUGGAUCCCUGCACCCGCUUCUUUGAGGAAGUCAAUGACGCGGCUGCCAACGAAGAGCUGGGCAGCAUCGAAGAGGAGACCGUGGAGGGCCUGAAGUCGAUGGGCUGCUUUGGGCUGCAGGUGCCGGAGGAGCUGGGGGGCAUCGGUCUGACCAACACCCAGUACGCUCGCAUGGUGGAAGUGGUUGGGAUGCAUGAUCUCGGCGUGGCCAUCGCCCUUGGUGCCCACCAGUCCAUUGGCUUCAAGGGCAUCCUCCUCUUUGGAAACAAGAGCCAAAAGGAAAAAUACCUCCCCAGGCUAGCAUCUGGUGAGGCCUAUGCAGCCUUUUGCCUGACCGAACCCUCCAGCGGCUCAGACGCAGCCUCCAUCCAGACAGUGGCUGAGCUCAGCCCCUGCGGGGGCUUCUACACGCUCAACGGGAGCAAGAUCUGGAUCAGCAAUGGGGGCACGGCCGAGGUGUUCACGGUGUUCGCAAAGACUCGCAUCAAGAACAUCACCACAGGGGAAGAAACAGACAAGAUGUCGGCCUUCAUCGUGGAGCGAGCCUUUGGGGGGGUGAGCAGUGGCCCUCCGGAGCAGAAGAUGGGCAUCCAGUGCUCCAACACGGCCGAGGUGCACUUUGAGGACGUGAAGGUGCCCGCAGAGAACCUGCUGGGGGGGCUCGGCAAAGGCUUCCAGGUGGCCAUGCACAUCCUGAACAACGGCCGCUUCGGCAUGGCUGCGGCAAUGGCUGGCACCAUGCGCGGAGUCCUCCUCAAGGCGGUGGAUCACGCGGCAGACCGGCAGCAGUUUGGCAAAUCCAUCGGCCGCUUUGGGGCCAUUCAGGAGAAACUGGCACACAUGGCCAUGUUGCUCUACGUGACCGAAGCCAUGGCCUACAUGCUGAGUGCUAACAUGGACAUGAAGUUGCCCGACUACAAGCUGGAGGCGGCCAUCAGCAAGAUCUUUGCCUCCGAGGCAGCCUGGACUGUGGCCGACGAAGGCAUCCAGAUCCUGGGUGGGAUGGGGUACAUGAAGGAGAGCGGCCUGGAGAAAGUCCUGCGCGACCUGAGGAUCUUCCGCAUUUUCGAGGGCACCAACGAGAUUCUCCGCUUGUUCGUGGCUCUGUCGGGCAUGGAGUAUGCCGGGCGCACCCUGAGCGGCCUGCGCAAGGACCUCUCCGACCCCCUGCUGCACCUGGGAUCCAUCUACAAGGAAGUGGUGAUGCGAGCGAAACGCAAAGUCGGGGUCCCCACUGGGCAGACGCUGCAGGGCCUCGUCCACCCGGAACUGGAAGACUGUGCUGCUCUGGUCACCAGAGCUGUGGAGCUGUUUGGAGAGACCAUCGAGAGCCUGCUCUUGAAGUAUGGCGCAGCAGUGACGGACAAGCAGUUCCACCUGAGGCGCGUGGCAGACGCUGCCAUAGACACCUAUGCCAUGGCCGUGGCUUUAUCCAGGGCCAGCCGCGCCCUCUCCCUGGGCCAGCCCACUGCUCAGCAUGAGAAGCUUUUGUGCCAGGCUUGGUGCCAGCAGGCCUUUCCACGAGUGCGGGAAUCUCUGCAGGAAGUCAAAUCCGCCAGCUGGGAAGAGGUCUUCACCCGCAUGAAGCUGAUCUCAGACGCCUUGGUGCAGCACAGAAGCACCGUGGCUUCCCAUCCCCUGGGCUUUUAA
Messenger RNA from Pseudonaja textilis, 2021 nucleotides. NCBI's taxonomy places the organism in Eukaryota, Metazoa, Chordata, Lepidosauria, Squamata, Elapidae. The record is from RefSeq and is a predicted model, not a curated record.